Molecule: messenger RNA, 1293 nt
Organism: Oldenlandia corymbosa var. corymbosa
Lineage: Eukaryota; Viridiplantae; Streptophyta; Magnoliopsida; Gentianales; Rubiaceae
Source: the annotation of a GenBank genome assembly
AUGAAGAAGCUGAGGAACUAUUACAGUAAUCUCCGGCAUCCACAAACUGUGGAACGGAAAUGGAUCUUCCCGCUUGCUAUUGGCUCCAUAGUUUCUCUGUUUAUUCUCUUCUUAACCACCUUGACGUCGCCGGACGGCACCCCACUUGUCCCUUUGUAUCGCUACUACACCUCCGCUUCCUCCGCCUCCAUCUUCGUCGAAUCCAAGCUCCGACCCAUCCCCAUUUCCGCCCUCCCUCCGCCGCCCCGGUUCGCUUACCUCAUAUCCGGCUCCGCCGGCGAUGGGAACAUGCUCAAGCGUACUCUUCAGGCCCUGUAUCACCCCAACAACCAGUACGUUGUCCACCUCGAUGCCGAGUCCUCGCCGGAGGAGCGUCUCGAUUUGCACAAUUUCGUCCGGAAUCAUCCCGUCUUCCUGAAAUUCAGGAAUGUGAGGAUGAUUACCAAGGCUAAUUUGGUCACCUACCGUGGGCCCACCAUGGUUGCUAACACCCUUCACGCCGCCUCAAUUUUGUUGAAGGAGGGUGGUGAUUGGGAUUGGUUUAUCAAUCUUAGCGCCUCUGAUUAUCCCCUUGUCACUCAAGAUGAUCUACUUCACGUAUUCUCGUACUUGCCGCGGGAUCUUAAUUUCAUUGACCACACCAGUAACAUUGGCUGGAAAGAGUUUCAGAGAGCUAAACCUAUAAUUAUUGACCCCGGGUUGUACAUGACCCAGAAGGCUGAUGUUUUCUGGAUUACGCAGAGGAGAAGUGUGCCGACAGCUUUUAAGCUCUUCACAGGAUCUGCCUGGAUGGCACUCUCUCGUCCAUUUAUUGACUUCUGCAUAUGGGGAUGGGACAACUUACCAAGAACAGUCCUCAUGUACUAUGCUAAUUUUAUAUCAUCUCCUGAGGGGUAUUUCCACACUGUCGUCUGUAAUGCCCAAGAAUUUCUGAAUACAACUGUGAACAGUGAUCUUCACUUCAUAUCGUGGGAUAAUCCUCCUAAGCAGCAUCCACAUUACCUCACUGUUGAUGACAUGCAGCGGAUGAUUGAUAGUAAUGCUCCAUUUGCAAGGAAGUUUCAUCAAAAUGAUCCAGUGCUGGACAAAAUCGAUUCCGAACUGUUGUUUCGCGAGCAAGAAAAACUUGUGCCUGGUGGCUGGUGCAUUGGCAGUGGGAAGAAUGGUACAGAUCCAUGUUCUGUUCCUGGUAAUACCACAGUGCUCAGGCCCACUGCUGGUGCAAAGAGGUUACAAAACCUCAUUAGCCAUCUAUUAUCAAAUGAGAAUUUCAGACCAAGGCAGUGCAAAUAA